Molecule: messenger RNA, 2046 nt
Organism: Naegleria fowleri
Lineage: Eukaryota; Heterolobosea; Eutetramitea; Acrasida; Naegleriidae
Exons: 1
Coding region: 1-2046 (681 amino acids)
Biological process (GO): modification-dependent protein catabolic process; protein ubiquitination; regulation of DNA-templated transcription
Cellular component (GO): cytoplasm; nucleus
Molecular function (GO): protein tag activity; zinc ion binding; DNA-binding transcription factor activity, RNA polymerase II-specific
Source: RefSeq, a predicted model, not a curated record
AUGAAUCAUAUACUAGUAAAUAAUAGCGUGUCGAUAGACUCUAUGGAAGUCAUGACAUUGUGUAUCGACCGUUCGAAUGGCAUCCACAAUACAUCCUCGUCGUGCUGUUGUCGUUCACCACCAUCCUCUUGUCCAAAAUUCGCACUCGCUCUUCCAUCAUCCAAUCAUACACAAAUAUUCAUCAGAACACUCUCUGGUAAGACCAUGACAUUACUGGUUGAUCUGAAGAAGGACACUGUUUUGUCGGUCAAGGAGAAGAUUUACAGCAAGGCAUUCAUUCCAGCCUCUCAACAACGACUGAUUCACAGACAAGUCCAACUUGAAGAUCAUCGAAAGCUUUCAGAAUAUCCAACCAUUGGAAAAGAUUCGACACUGCAUUUGGUUCUUCGACUCGUUGCAGGUGUGAAUAGCAAGCAAACAACAACACCAAGGUCUUCGACACGCUCUUCGAAAAAGUUGACGACAAUCAAACAAGAAGAAGAAGAAGUAGCAGAAAAUGUAGCCACUCUCUCUUCAUCAUCCUCUCUUCAUGAACCAUCUUCCCUCACCACCUCUUCCUCCUCCUCUUCCUCCUCCUCUUCCUCCUCUUCAUCAUCCACACUUCUUCUUGACUCCAUUCCAAAACCUGAUACACCAUCAACGACUAACCAUCAUGUCGCUGUUGACAACAUGAUGGAAGCCAUCAACACCCAUCAAGAAGAAGAAGAGAAUCCAUCCGACACUGCCACCGCUCAACAACAAGCAAGAAAAUCUCGGACCAAGAACACGAAUUUAAGAAGAUCAAAUAAUAAGAAACAAACAUCAAUCUCCCUGACCAACAACGGUGAGCCAACUGAACAACAAGAAGCUUCUUUCAUGACGCCAUCAUCAUCUUCUUCAGAGGAAAAUCAACAAUCAAAAUCUUCCUCUAGCUUAAUGGAUAACAUCUCCGAGUCAAGCCAUCAAGAUAUGGAGGAAAAUUCUGAUUCUGAUCAAGAUGAUUCUGAUGGAGAAGAAAGUGACGAAAAGGGAUCAAGUAAGGGCAAAUCAAGAAAUAAGAACAAGAAGAGAGGAUCUUAUACCAAGAGAGCUUGUAUCAAUUGUAGGACUGCACACGCGGCUUGUGACUCUGGUCGCCCAUGCAAGAGAUGCAUUCAAUUAGGAAAAGCAGAUAGUUGUCGUGAUGCUGAGAGAAAACGAACCAAGAAGAGAACUCUCAACGAGUAUGAAAAUGCCACUGGCUUCUUCCCUGCUUUGGACUCUUUCAUUCCACUCUUGAGCUCUUUGCAAUCUCUGCCAUUACCUGAAUCAACUCCAAAACAUAACCCAGAUGAAACCUCAAAUUACUCAUCGGAGGCAAAAGCUUCUCCAGAACAAGCAGGUAGCACUUCAACAAAUAACAAGGAUGAAUUUGCGCCCAAAUUGACCACAAAGAUUAAGAAAGAGAGGGGUGGUCGAAAAGAUAAAAAGAAGGGUGCAUCAAGUUCGAACAAUCUAGUCACUACUACUACGACGACGACCACUUUGAUGAGCGGAAGCACCACUGACCUUCCUAUAGAUAUUGAUAUGAAUGAGUUUCAUCAAACCAAUACACUUGCAGAAAUUUUCACUCAUGACACUGCUCAUUCCACGUUUUUAGAUAUGGAUAGUUCUCCAACCGUUGAAAAUGACAACAACUUUUUCAAUGACGAUGGAGACGAUUCGAAGAGAGACAUUUCUGAAGCAUUGAAUAAUGUGGUACUAUCUUCCCCAGAGCCUUUACUUGGCAACCAACAAGUUACUUCUGGUUCAAGCGAGGAUAUUAAUAACUCAUCGCAUCUCGCCUUAUUGGAAUCGUUUGGAAAUAAUCUUCCAUUUGACCUUUCAGAAGCAAUUUCACAAAGCAACAACAAUGAAAUUGUGAAAAUGUUGCUGUAUGAAUAUUUGAGACAAUCACAAGAACUUCGUGAGCUUAAAAAGCUGGUCACCUCACUUCAAUAUACCUUGAUUAGUUUGAGCCCUCAUCAAUAUGCAACAAGUCCAUCCAAUAAUAAUUUGAAUGACCAUUUAUCAGGUAACACAAUGUAA